Molecule: messenger RNA, 1978 nt
Organism: Homarus americanus (American lobster)
Lineage: Eukaryota; Metazoa; Arthropoda; Malacostraca; Decapoda; Nephropidae
Gene: Naxd
Product: ATP-dependent (S)-NAD(P)H-hydrate dehydratase-like
Exons: 2
Coding region: 86-1009 (307 amino acids)
Biological process (GO): metabolite repair
Molecular function (GO): ATP-dependent NAD(P)H-hydrate dehydratase activity
Source: RefSeq, a predicted model, not a curated record
ACACACACACACAGUCACUCUCUUCUUGUUACAGCGUCUUCCACUCUCCAAUAAACAGUCCAGGUGUGUUGGGGCACUCCGCAGGAUGUCCACCAACGGGCCGCAGUUAACGAGCUUAGUGUCAGAGGUGGUGCCACCCCUGACCUAUGCCGCUCAUAAGGGUCAGGCCGGUAGAAUUGGUAUCAUGGGUGGAUCCUUGGAGUACACGGGUGCCCCUUACUUCUGUGCCAUGACGGCUCUACGUAUCGGUGCAGAUCUGGCUCACAUUUUCUGCCAUCGCGACGCAGCCGUGCCCCUCAAGUCAUAUUCGCCCGAGCUGAUUGUCCAUCCUCUGCUAGACGCUAACGACCCAAUGUCAGAAAUUGACGAGUGGUUGCCUCGUCUUCAUGCCUUAGUGUUGGGCCCUGGUCUUGGUAGACGGCCUCAGACAUUUGCAACCUUGGGCCACGUGAUUGAGGCAGCCAAGGAUCGCCAGUUGUUACUCAUCAUUGAUGCCGACGCUCUUUUCUACCUCAAUGAAAACUAUGAUACUCUACAGGGAUAUAGCAAUGCCAUCCUCACUCCAAACAAAGUGGAGUUCGCUCGCCUGUAUAGAGCAGUGUUGAAGGGAGACAUGAAGGCCGAGCACGUUACACCAGAUCACGUUCAGCAGGUGGCUAAGAAAUUAGGUGUCACUAUUGCUUGUAAAGGUAACGUAGACAUUAUUGCGUCUGGUGACAUCGUAAUCACCUGCGAGAUUCCCGGGUCUCCCAGGCGAUGCGGCGGCCAAGGCGACGUUCUUAGCGGGGCUGCUGCCAUCUUGCUUUACUGGGCAUUUGGCACAGCAACUGCCUCAAAAGAGAAGCCAGCUUACACACCCACAGUAGUGGCUGCCUGGGGUGCCUGUGCCUUAACCCGUCGAGCUUCUGGUCUGGCCUUCACUCAACGUGGUCGAGGUGCUCUCACCACAGACAUGCUUCAGUUUAUCAGUCAGGCUUUCACAUCACUUUUUGUUAGCAAGACAAAAUGAAGUUGUCAUCAAGUUGAUCCAUUUCCCUCCGUCCAAAGCUCCAUGUAGGUGGCCCACUACAGCUCCAAGUGUCUAUGAUAAUGUUGGCAGGAAGCAGUUAAUGCCUGCAGUACUUUGCUGCUUAACACCGAGUAUUUUGUUACUACCGCACACUACCUCUUUAUCUUCUCAUCCUCAACAAAUAAUGUUUUAUGAUGUAUUUGAUUGAUUAAAAUUAUAAUCUUUCUGGUUCUGUAAGUUAUAGUAUUUAAAUCUAAAAUCAACAAUCAAAAGUGAACUAGGAUUAGUCAUUGGCUACGUUAAACUGCAAUUGAAAAAUAUUCCUUUCACACCAAACAUUGUCGGUCAGGACAGUCAAGUCUUCCUUAUCCUCAUCCAUUUUUGGUAGUAAACAUUUUCAAAGUUUCCCAUUACAUUUCUAAGUUUAUGUUAUGUCAUGUCAUGUCAAGUCAUGUUAUGUCAUGUAUACAGUACAGUAUCUCACUCUCUGGUUAGUGAACUUUUUGUGUCAGGCUGGUGUGUCUGUCAGUCUAUAAGUAUAAGUCACGUUACUCUCACCAAUCUCGUCAAUUUCUUUUAAUAAUUGUGGAUUGUUUUAGAUCAUCUCACCUAACAUAAUUUUAUCAUCUCAACUGUUUUUUCUUUAUGAUUUUCUUGUUUUUGUGCUAAAAUAUAAAUAUGUUUUCCUUCACUGUUAAAAGUUCAGGUUAGUGGAAAACUUUCACUGAGAGCUAAGGAGGACAUGUUGGGUUCAUAGUCUUGCAUUCAUAUUCCAUUCCCUGCCAUGUGUCAUAAGAGCUGUGUAUUGUUAUUUGUUAAUGAUGUCGUUCAUAACCAACUGCUACGUUCACUGAUAAAACACUUUCUAAAUGGCCAAACUAUUAAGGCUUAAAAUGUCAUAUAUGGUAUUAUUAGUUAACAAGCUGUGUAAACUAUAUAUGGUAUUAGUUAACAAGCUGUGUAAACUCA